Culicoides brevitarsis is the source of this 1121-nucleotide messenger RNA. Its product is annotated as chymotrypsin-2-like. Bases 10 to 795 code for a protein of 261 amino acids. Gene Ontology annotation, molecular function: serine-type endopeptidase activity. Gene Ontology annotation, biological process: proteolysis. NCBI's taxonomy places the organism in Eukaryota, Metazoa, Arthropoda, Insecta, Diptera, Ceratopogonidae. The transcript is spliced from 2 exons. The record is from RefSeq and is a predicted model, not a curated record.
UGUCCAAACAUGAAGAUUUUGCUCAAAACAGCUUUCAUUCUAGCUGUUUUCUUCAUUAAGAGGUCUUCAUCGCAAGCUACAAAAGUCCCUAAUUUCGAGUCACCAUACGAGGAUUACAGUACACUCGUUUUCAUCAAAACUAGUUCACGGGUUUGUGCUGGUUCGGUUUUGAAUUCAAGAAAUAUUCUCACAGCUGCUCAAUGCGUGGUGAAUCCAGAUGUACCGAAUAAUGUUCCUCUGGCUGCUAGCGCCAUUCAAAUUUACUAUGGGGCCACGAAUAUCGAUAUGACAACAUUACUCAAUGCAAGCAUUUCCAAAAUUGUAAUCCAUGAAAAAUACAGCACAAAAGUCAAAUUUUCCUAUGACAUUGCCAUUAUUGGUCUUGAUCGAGAUGUUACAAUCACUGAAAAAGUUCUUCAGGAAGGUGUAUAUGCAACAGUCAAACCUAGUGCUACAGUAGACGUGUAUGCAGUUGGAGUCCAGCAAAAAAGAGAUUUGGUAGAGUUAACUACUAAAAUGAACUUUAACUCAGAGUGUCAGGCAACCACGAAAGCAGCGCGACAAGGAAACCCAAGUUAUACGGCAGUCACUUGCACGAAAUCAGGAAAAAAUGCAAAUGUUGUGUGCAACGAGGACUAUGUGGGUGGCGGAAUAUUUUCGACUAAUAGAAGAACAAUGAUUGCAAUAAUUUUAGGGACUACCACAACUAGCUGCACUCCUGAUCCAACGCUGUAUGUGCUUUUGAUACCGGAUAAAGUUGCGUGGAUUACCAAUAAUUUAAUACCACUUUCAUAAAAUAAUUGAAACGUAGUUUCAAAAUGGGGGAUGGGGGCAGAAAAAAAGAUUUGAAAUACUUUUACUUUUUUAAAUUUAAACAGUUUUUCGUCACUAAUUAAUACUAUAGUUGCUUUUCAAAAUUGAUUCCAGAUUAUUUUAACUAAAAAAUUGACAAAAAAUUCAUAAAAAAGAUUUAAAAAAAUAAGUUCAAUGAUUUUCGAAAAAAAAAUUUAGAGAAGAAAAUUAAUGUAUUUAAAAAUAUAAUUUUCUUUGCAAAAAUUUAAAAAUAAAAUUUAAUUUCUUGAAAAAUUAUGAAAAAAGACCAAAAAAUGGGUAUUUGUAAC